AGAAGUUCAUUUCCGGUUAAAUGGAGGCGCAGUGCUGUUUCGGAAAGGUACUCAUUAUUCAAUCACUAGUCUCCGAAACCCAACAUGUGGCACGAGGCAAGGAAGCAGGAGAAGAAGAUCCGGGGGUUGAUGGUAGAUUACAAGAAAAGAGCAGAAAGGAGAAGAGAAUUUUAUGAAAAAAUUAAACUAGAUCCUACCCAGUUUUUGCGAAUCUACGGAAGGCCAUGCAAGAUAAACCUGGACCAGGCGGUGGCUAUAGCUGCUGAAUCUCCACAGAGCAUGAUGCCAUGGCAGGGACAGACAGAUAACAUGAUUGACCGAUUUGACGUCCGAGCCCAUCUGGACUAUCUACCACAUUUCAAUAUAGCUGCUCCUCCUACACUCACUAGACAUGAAGAAGAGGAAGAAAGGCUGUGUUGCUAUGAAAGAUACAGAACCCUUAUUGAAAACGAAUGUUCAGCAUUGACAGAGGAACAAUGUCUGCAGCAGAUAGCUGUUGAUGAACAGUUUGGUGCAGCAAACAGAUCAUUUCAAAUUGAAGAAGAAAAGAAAAAACUUUCAGGGAAGAAGGCUGCAAUAGGUUAUACAUACACGGACAGUACCCCAGCCCCGGAGGAGCCGGACGACGCGGAGAACGACAGCGAUGAGAGCAGCGACACUGAUGUAGAAGUAGCUGACUUAGAUAUCACCCUUGAUGUUGAUACGCUGAACUCGGAACAGUUAACCAUGUUGAAUCAGUGUGCUCAGCUGUUUGGUAUGAAGGAAGAAGAUUACACGAGGCUUUUGUCUAAAGAUAAGGAGGAAAUUGAAGCAUUAAGACAGGCUAAGAUGCUUGAAGAGGAAAAGGCACAAUUUGCAGGUCGGAAAUCGAGGAGAGAGAGGAGAGCGUAUAAGGAAAAACGAUUGGCCGGCCGAAAACUGAGUCCACCAAGUUACGCUGCUCGAGAUAGUCCCAAGUAUGAGCCCUACAGAAAAAGGUCAUCGUCUUCAUCAAAAUCAAGGUCCCGUUCUCGCUCGAAGUCCCCAGAGGCUGGAGGGAAGGUGAUGUUUAUCACCAGUUUUGGUGCAGACAGUGAGGAGGAGGGAGCCAUUCAUGGUCCAGCACUUCCACCUAAACUUAACACAGAGAACAACGGCAAACCUGAGACUAAAAAGUCACCAUCAUGUGAAAAGAGGUCUGACAAAAAAGGUGAAAAGGACAGAAACUGGAGGUCAAGGUCAAAAUCACCCCGAACAAGGUCACCACAGCGAUAUAGCAGUCACAGCUCCAGGACUCCAAGAAAGAGGUCACGAUCACGUUCAAGGUCCAGAGACCAUGAUCGUGACAGAGAUAGAGAUCGCGGUGGUUAUCAAGGAAGGGGCCGUUAUGGACCUCCGCCCAGAGCUGGCUGGCGUAGUAGGGAUUGUGACAGUCGGGAUUAUAGGGAUAGUCGUGACUAUAGGGAUAACAGGGAUCGUGGUUAUAGGGAUAAAAAUGACAACAGGGAUAUUCGUGACAGCCGUGACAACAGAGAUCGGGAUGGCAGGGAUGUUCGCGACAACAGGGAUAGAGAUGGCCGGGAUUAUAGAAAUGUACGUGACAACAGGGAUAGGGAUGGACGUGAUUCCCGAGAUAAUCGGGAUCAUCGGGAAAACCGGGAUGGCUCUGACAGCAGAAAUAGGAGGUACCCAUCACCCCCUAAAAGCUCUUCCUUGAAAAGGAGAAGGUCAAGUAGUAGUUCCUCAUCCAAAUCAAGGUCAAGAAAGUCCAGAUCAAGGUCAAGAAAGUCCAGAUCAAGGUCAAGAAAGUCAAGGUCAAGGUCACGAAAAUCUAGGUCAUUGUCACGAUCAAGAAGAUCUGUGUCAAGAUCUUCAUCACGCUCGUCAAGUUCAUCUUCCUUCUCCAGCAACAAAUCAUCAGUGUCAAGGUCAGAUACAUCAAAAUCAAAGUCAAAGUCCACCUCACCAGUACAGUUCAAACCAGAUCCAGUGAUAAAGCGAUAUCGCCGUGAAAGUCUGUCGUCCAAAUCAAGUGACAGCGAAUCAGAUGGGGAGAAAGAGAGUAAGACCGGUAAAACUUCCAGGGCCCCUGCUGUACCUGUGGUCGGUAAACUGACAUCUGCAGUUCCUCAACUAUCAGCCCGUGACAAGCUAAAGAAAAAAAUGCAGGCAGCUUUAAAUCGACAAUACAAAGCAGACAAGAAAGCUGAGGUCCAGAGGCUUGAGAAAGUGGAACGCGAAAGGGUGGACAGAGAAGAGGAGCUUCGUCUACGAGCGUUGGAGAUGCGACGCAAGGAAAGAGAGCGUCGACACCGCGAGCGAGAGAAAGACAACAGCAGCAGUGAUGAGAAGCCAGUACCAUCACCAGUAUCAAGGAAGCAUCACUCUAGCAGUCGCAGCCCUUCCCCCAAACCCAUCAACAGACACAGGAAACGCAGGUCAAGAUCGAGGUCAAGGUCACCGGAACGUAAUAAUAAACUGGUGUCCUACUGAAUGGAGUAAGGUUGCCUACAACAAACAUUUAAACGUGUUUCUGCUCAUGGUGGUGAUGAUUAGGACCUGGUCCAUCAAUAAACAUACCUGUUCCUGCCUAUAUUGUUGGUAAUCUAGGUAUAUACGGUUAACACCCUGGCCUCUGAUGGGACGACUGUCACAGUGCCAACAGUAAACACCAGGAUCUGUUCCUGCCUAUAUUGUUGGUAAUCUAGGUAUAUAAGGUUAACACCCAGACCUCUGAUGGGACGACUGACACAGUGCUCACAGUGAACACCAGGAUCUGUUCCUACCUAUAUUGUUGGUAAUCUAGGUAUAUACGGUUAACACCCCGACCUCUGAUGGGACGACUGACACAGUGCUCACAGUAAACCCCAGGAUCUGUUCCUGCCUAUAUUGUUGGUAAUCUAGGUAUAUACGGUUAACACCCAGGCCUCUGAUGGGACGACUGACACAGUGCUCACAGUAAACACCAGGAUCUGUUCCUACUUGUUAUUGGUGGACAGAGUGUACAGGAUCCCAACCACCCUGACCAUGUUAUAACAGUGACUGGAGGUGUCAGUACUUGAACAAGGCAACAUCUUAUCCUUCAGUUAACAUCAUGACUGCUUUUCACAAAGUGAGACGUGUCUGGAAUAUUGAAGACUUCAGUGCCUAAAACGACCAGGUCAUUACAACAGGGAUCAGUAGUUUCACUAAACAGAUACCAGGAGGAUACCAUGUUUCCCUAACAGGGAUCAGUAGUGUCACUAAACAGAUACCAAGAGGAUACCAUGUUUCCCUAACAGGGAUCAGUAGUUUCACUAAACAGAUACCAGGAGGAUUCCAUGUUUCCCUAACAGGGAUCAGUAGUGUCAAUAAACAGAUACCAGGAGGAUACCAUGUUUCCCUAACAGGGAUCAGUAGUGUCACUAAACAGAUACCAGGAGGAUACCAUGUUUCCCUAACAGGUGUCAGUAGUGUCACUAAACAGAUACCAGAAGGAUACCAUGUUUCCCUAACAGGGAUCAGUAGUGUCACUAAACAGAUACCAGGAGGAUACCUUGCUUCCCUAAGUUUUGAAGUGACCACUGAUCUUUUAUAUCUAAAGAACUUAUUGUCCUGCUUUUCCUGUUAUGACUAUAAAUUUUUAGGCUAUGCUAUUUCUAUGUGUUCAUGCAGGAAAAGUCUUUGUUGAGGUGAGAGAAGGUUUACAAGAACCUUGAUGUGUACAAAAAGUAAAUAAAUCCUUAAUUAACCCUUUCACCCCUAUGUAACUAUAGUAGACUCUACCAUGCAUUGAUCUGGAUGAGUCCAUUAUGGUCUACAGUGGUGAAAGGGUUAAAUGAACUGUGUAGUCAAUAUAGGGGUGAUGAUAGUUAGACUAAAAUGUGUGAAGCUAACUAUCAGUCAAAUUAGUUUAUAUACAGCUACUGGUAUAUUUGACCGUACAAAUGAAUAUAUUUGUUAGUUAAUAGGAAAAAUUAACUUUUCUGGGUUUUUUUUGUACAGUGUACAUGUACCCAUAAUGACAAAAAUGUUUUCUCAUCAAAAGAUUUUUCUUUUCUUUUCCGUGCCAUAUUCUUAUGACAUCAUACUUAGAAACAAGACUACUUCAUGCUAUUUCAAAUGGACUACUCAUUUAAUUCUAUUGUUUCCUGCUUGUUAAAUGCUAACAAAAUACUAUCAGUUGUGUUGUUUAGUAAAUAUCUAUGUGUGGUUAUGGUGUACCAAAACAACCACUAAUUCUACAACUGCUUCCACCAUAAACAGAAAAUCUGUGGAUUUGAAUAAUGAUUCAAAAGUAGGGUUUGGUGACAGUUGUCACUUUUUAUAUCUGUCAGAAUGUGAAAAAUUGCAUUUUUAUCAAGUAAAAUUCAAUAUCUCAAAAAGGUAAUAAUUUUUGUUCCUGUUAUGUACAUUUGUUAUUACAUGUUAGAACAAUAUCGACCAUUGAAAAAGUAUCCAAUAUCAUGCCCGUGUUUUUAUUGCUAAUCUCGGAGUAUUUUUGUCCGUUAUUCAUGUUGAAGGUACCAUGUUUGACCACCUGUAUGGUGUUUGACGUAUUUAGCAGCCAGUAUUCACCCUCUCCACAUAAUACUGCUAUAAAUAAAUCAGUGAAAUCAUCUACAAAUCACGUUCAUCCAACAUCUGUUGUGUAGCAGUCUACACAAAUUCUAGUUUACAAAUCCCGUUCAUCCAACAUCUGUUGUGUAGCAGUCUACACAAAUUCUAGUUAACGAACAGUUCAUAUUAGCACCCAUGCUUUUUUUUUUGCAAUUUUCAUGCCCCGGGCCAUGUUUGGUCAAUUAUGGCCAUUCCCAGGGUAGUAGUUUGUUAAUCUGUUACAUUGGUGUUUUGUAGAAAUACUAGGAUCUUUUACGGAGACACCUUCUCAGUCCUUAAUUCAAAGCAACAAAAUUUGGAGAUUUUAUGUUAUUGCUAACUCUGUGUAUAUGUAUAUGAAUUAAAAAUAAACAUUAUCAAAAAAUU
Mizuhopecten yessoensis (Yesso scallop) is the source of this 4944-nucleotide messenger RNA. RefSeq names its product CLK4-associating serine/arginine rich protein-like. The transcript is spliced from 19 exons. The coding region runs from base 85 to 2472 and encodes 795 amino acids. The record is from RefSeq and is a predicted model, not a curated record. NCBI's taxonomy places the organism in Eukaryota, Metazoa, Mollusca, Bivalvia, Pectinida, Pectinidae.